This is a messenger RNA of Corythoichthys intestinalis (scribbled pipefish), 5054 nucleotides long. RefSeq names its product coiled-coil domain containing 3a (gene ccdc3a). The transcript is spliced from 3 exons. The coding region runs from base 1664 to 2545 and encodes 293 amino acids. The record is from RefSeq and is a predicted model, not a curated record. Gene Ontology annotation, biological process: negative regulation of gene expression. NCBI's taxonomy places the organism in Eukaryota, Metazoa, Chordata, Actinopteri, Syngnathiformes, Syngnathidae. Gene Ontology annotation, cellular component: extracellular region.
UUAGGAGGGUAAAAAUGGAACGGCACAUUCAGCAAGUGAAAAGAGGUCCAUGUAAAUCUGAACAUAAUGAAAAUAAUUUACUUAAUAAUGGUGGGGUCUAUUACAACAUUUAAAACAUGGGAAGACAAUCUAAAUGACCUACAGUAUAUAACUGAAGUCAUUGUAUAACGCUAAUAAGGUUGCUUAAAAGUUGGUGGGGACAAUUUCAGCAUCCAGAAGAAUGGCGCAACGCACGCAUGCUAUUUUUAGACCAUGACGUCGCAUCGUAAAGCGGAAGUAAAGCCGAAGGGGGACAUUAUAGACCCGCCCUCGCAUAGAAAUAACGUCAUUUGUGCUACUUUUCUCCGGUAAUCUUUCAAAAACGAACAUGCCGAUCACACAUUGCUUUUUGGAACUUGUAGAAACGACUCUAGACAUUACGACACAUGAAGGACGUUUUCUUCAUACGUUUCCGGAAACCAAAAAUGGGAGGAAAAAAUGUGAAGACCGAAUCAACUUGCGCGGACUUUAACACCAGCUCGGUGAAUCUAUUCACAUUUCAUAUACAGUAAAAAUUUUGUUGGGUUGGCAUGGUCUUUCAGAGGACAAAGAGGUAAGCCAUUUUUAUAUUUUUAACUUAUUUUUUUAGCGUAACGUUGUGCCGUACUGCUUCUGUCUGACAAUGAAUGACCUGAAAAGAAUUGCAAUGGUGUCUGACUGCCACUGUUACCGUUUCCGUUUGUAUAAAAAACAACUUUAGUAAGGGGGAAGUGUAAAUAAAUUAUAGAAUUAAGAUUUGUUAUCAAUGAAAAAAAUUAAAGUGUUUGUUGGCUGUCACUGAGAAGCAUUUGCGAUCGCUACACAAAGCUAACUAAAUUACUCCCAAGAACGGUAAGAGACGUAGGACAAACAGAGGAUAUAUAAGAAAGACAGGGCUGAUGGUAAAGGAUAGCUUGUUGAAACAGGAGAAUGUCAUUGUCAGUCGCGUCGAUAAAAAAGCUAAGGCUAUGUUUAGGUCGGCUCGUUUUUUCAUCUUUUUCAGCCUUUGACACUCAAGCCAUCUCUUUAACUGAACAUUUUUAUGUUCUUCCACAUCUUUGCCAGUGAAUUUGACACCAGGCACAUCAUUUUCGGAGAGAAUUGGUAGGUUUAGCUCUGUAAACAUCUCCUUCGUACACGAUUUCCAUUCAUUUCCUAUUAAGGACAAACGGUGGCUUGUCCCUACUUAGCAACAGUAGCUAAUGUCAUUAAUAUUAAUGAGCGGAAGUGACGUGUUGCUUGCGAUAUGCCAUUGGUAGUGUUUUGUCCCUACCGUCCCUAUGCAAACCUACGCCCUUGAUUUGAAAUGAGUUUUGAUUGAGCCUUAUUGCUUUUUCGUUGACUAUCCACUAGAUAGCAGUAUAACACUGAUAAUGGUCACAUGCUAUUUAGUGGGAGUCCCUAUGGUGGGGAAGCGUUCAUUGGGAAAAUCCACUUGGGAUUUUAGAGACUGUGUAGGAGGAUAAUAUCGCUUUUCCUCGUGUCCUUGAAUGCAGCGUCGGCGCUCCCAGCAGCUCCUAAAGGAGGAUAGACGCUUAGAAAUUGCUUACACGAGUUAUGCAACUUUUCCACAACUAACUUCUGGUCUUUAUCGUCGAAUUAUUUAUUGUAACAAAAAUUUCUUUUUGCAUGUUUGUAAUCAGUCAUGAUUUUCACAGUCGUUCUGAUUGCACUGUGUAGUAUUUUGACGCACACUUUGACGCAAGGCUGCCAACUUCCCUCCGAGUGGCGGCCGCUGAGCGAGGGAUGCCGAGCGGAGUUGGCCGAAAUCAUCGUGUACGCGCGGGUUCUGGCCAUCCAUCGGGAGCCGCUGGCUGGCGGAGGGGCGGACAGCCUGUACAAUUCGCUGCCAGUCGGGUUCGGAUACGGGUACGAGGGUGCUGAGGAAGGGCUGCUGUACUCGGCCGAGGUGGAACUCCUGUGCGAUCAAGCCUGGGGGAGCAUGUUGGAGGUCCCGGCGGGGUCGCGUCUUAAUUUCACCGGCCUGGGUUACCUUUCUUGCCAAUCUCACACGGUGAUGGAGAACUACUCCUACUUUUUCUUCCUUAGGAUGGACGAGAACUACAACAUCCUUCCCCACGGGGUCAACUUCCAAGAUGCCAUCUUCCCCGACACAACCGAGAACCGACGCACCUUCUCCAGCCUCUUCCAGUUCUCCAACUGUAGCCAGGGAAGCCAACCUUUCCACACCUUCACCCCCGAGUGGGAUACUGUGGAGGACAGCAGGCUGCUGUGCUCUUCCGUGCAAGCGGCGCUGUUCGAGGAGGAGGAGCGUGGCCGGCGGCUGCAGGAGCGACUGGCCGCCGCCGAGCACAGGAACAAGCAGCUGAAGGGGCGCGUACGCAAGGUCAAGCGCUCCCUGAGGAACGCCCGUAAGGCCGUGAAGAAGGCAGAGCAGGAGGCUCGGGAUUUGCUGCGAGAACUCAAAGCGGUACGAGACGGUCAUCAUCUCAACACCAUCACUCAAGAAGAACCUCCACCGGGGCGAUACGCCGGCACAGGCCUGCGGCCAAGAAUGCAACUCUGAUGAAUCAUUUGUUGUAAAACCCGACUAAGUGAUCGACUGCUGGGCAGUCUUUAUGGACAAAUGGCCUUACAGAAAAUUGCUGUACUUGCCUUUUGAUUGAGUUGUUGUUGGUGCAACCGCAAACGGCUAAGCGGCUCAGAACGGAAUGCUAAAUUCUGUGUAAACAAGCAGUCACUUUUCAUUUUACAACAUUAGUUCACAGUCUGGACGGGAAACGAGUAUUGUGUCACUGUCUGUACAUACCACAAUGAGAAUUCAGUGUUCAGCAGGGGUAAAGGUGGCUAGAAUUUCUUGCCGGAACUCCCCGACGUGAAGGAGCCAGAAAUUUUGUUUAUUUAUUUUCUUUUUUUCCAAACCUCCAAAAUCUUCUGAAAUGCUCAGUUAUUUCUAUAACACAUACAAAAACUUUUCAUUCAAAAUUGUAUUUUUUCAAUGAUUUGCAAAAUAAAAGUUAACAAAAACAGUAAUAACCACAACCUCCAUUUCCUAAUUUUUAUUUUCCCUCAUUUUCUCACUUACUAAAUGCCAAAUCUCAAUUUUAACUACUUACGAACAUAGAAAAAUUACUGAAAAUUGAAGUUAAUGUAAACAUUUACUUUUGCUUUUUUUUUUUUUUUUUUUUUUUUAAAUAAUGAAGAUAUAAGUAACAUACAUUCAGAAAAAUAACUACAAAUGACUUUUUUAUGCAGAGUGAAAUGGAAUAUAUUUUGAAGAUUGCGCAAACAUUGACUUUUUUAAAGCCCAACAAAAAUGAACAAAUAUAAACCCAAAGUGCACAUUGACAGUUAAGAUGUUCUGAACCUCCCCAUUUGAGCAAAUAAAACUAAAUAUAAUAAAUAAGCCUCCUCAACUUUCCUUUCCUUGCUCUAAAAGAUUUGAUCCAUUUUCUGUUGCAUUGCCCUUUUUUUGUCGCAUCAAUUCAACAAGCUUUUUUUUUUUAUUGCUGUUCCAGGAAACAUGCACAUUUCAACCAAUCAGAGUUAACCAUGUCUGCUGAUCACAUGUCAGUAUGUCAGCCAAUUGAACGGAUAAAUGAGUCCAGGCAUUUUGCUUUGCUGCGUGCAUUCGCACAUUGACAUCAGGGCCGGCCCAGCCUAUACGCAGAUUAUGCAGCUGCUUAGGGCCCCUGACCACUAGGGGGCCCCCAAUCUGGCAAUUGUUUAAUUUAUACUCUAUUUUGUUUACUACUUUUUUGAGUUUUGAUACUUGAUUACAAGCUUAAAAAAAAAAAAAAAGUUCUUCCUUAACUUCUGUUUUUCCUCUUUAAGAAAAAGGUUUGGCGCCAUCUACUGUAAGUACUGACAAUCAUUUGGGGUGAGAAGUUUGAAGUAUGCAGUGCAAGAAAAUCUGAUUAAUAUACAAAAUAUGGACGUAUGGGUUGGAUUGCAUGUAUGGGUUUCACAGUACACUGUGACGAAAUGGUGGGCCAAAAAUAUGGGCCCCUUUGCAUUAUUUUGCUUAGGGCUCCCAAAUGGCCUGGGCCGGCCCUGAUUGACAUGACUCAUCAUUGUCAGACUCAGAUAACUGAAGCAUCUGGGGAAACCUCCAUGCCGUCCAUGGAAUAAAAUACUAAAUAUCGGUGGAAAGUUAACAGAUUAUGCUACACAAGCACUUUAUUAUGCUUGUUGUUAACACUUUUGUAUGUAAAUCUGAUGUUGGUAGAUUGUUUUCUUCUUGGAGAUGAAAUGUGGCAGCUUAGCAUUUUUUUAAUAUAGCGUUUUGACAGUUGCCAUCAUAUUUUUGGAACCAAAGCACCGUGUACCGCAACAGCAUUCAGGCCCUGAAUCUUAUACCGGAACUGCGUUCCUGACUGUUCUGGCCCACUUUCGCCCCUGGUGUUCAGACUACAAGUCUUGUGGUCAAGACUGAGACAUAAACCUGACCAAGACUUGCCUGAAACUAGCCCAACUUCUUCAAUUUUUGAAAUGGGUAAAGACUCCCCCUGCUCUACAUGGUUGCUCAUCCGGCACGUGUUUAGAGAAUUGUAGGUCAGGGGAUCGUUUCAAAUGUGUGGGGUAAUUCAGGGUGAGGACUCGUGGUUCACCAAGUGAAUGGAAUGUGUUUGCAAGGGGCAAGAGCAGCAGGACGUCCCUGGAAUAUUUCUCCAAUUCACUCUGGAGGGAACAAGUGUUAGAGCAAAAUAAUGUCCUGAAUUAAAAAAAAAAAUUUUGAACAGUAGCAUUCGCCGGUGUAAUGCAGGGAAAAUACAUCUUCCCACAAACACACUUGAGGGAUAGAGGAUCAUCUUUCCUUUUUUUCCGAUCUCAACCUGCAGACAAAAAAAUCUGGAAAAUUUACAAGCACUUGUAAAUCAUUUAUGGACACAUCAAGGCAUCAGAAGCACCGUAACAAUUGAGGUUUUGGUCUGGGAGAUGAAGAAAACAUGUGGCGUGAUGACAGAACUUUGAAAAAAUAUGUAGCGGUUAAAUGUUUAAACACCAAAGACUGUCAUUUAUAGUUAUAGGAAGGAGUUUGUAAAAACUGUGUUUGCAUGCUUUUAAUACAGAAA